AUGAGCAGCGAUGAUACAAAUAUCAGACGAAUCUCGUACCUUCUCAAUAUGAUCAACAGAGGCAAGUCUGAACAAUCGUCUGACUCCAGCUUUGAAUCCCUAUCGCAUCCAAAUAUAUCUGACAACUUGGAAACAAUGCUAGCUGUACCACCAGUUGCGGAAGACGAUUACUUAUGUGAGACUACGGUUUCUGAUAAACGUGUUGAGCUUAUGAUUCGCCUGAUAUAUGAGUCUUUGGUUCUGCUGAGCUCGCCAGAUGAGGUUUUCGAUAAGCCAAUUGAUACUGACGUGCACUUGAAGUAUGUGGAGAGGUACUUGGAUGGACCGUUGCCAGAGCCAUACUAUAAGCUUGACUCGUCUCACCUGUGGAUGAUCUACUGGCUUUUGAACGCUCAUGUGGUGUUAAGUGGGAACGACCCUCUGGCAGAAUUGAAACUGCUUGUUUCAGAAAAGAUCAAUUCUUUGAUUAUCGAUGACGGAAGAGGUGGUAUUGCCGGUGGUCCUGGUGGCCAGAUCGGCCAUGCUGCUUCGACAUAUGCCAAUGUUCUACUGCUUGUUCUUAUAGAGGACUACGAUACGCUUGAGAGAAUAAAGCCCAACUUGGCGGAGUGGCUUUUCACCUUAAAACACGACAAUGGCUCUUUUGCAAUGCAUAAGGAUGGCGAGUGUGAUACUCGAUCCACCUACUGUGCUCUUGUCGUUAGCUCUCUCUUGAAUAUUCAAACUGAAGCGCUUUGGGCGGGAACUCGUGAAUGGGUUACCUCGUGCCAGACGUUUGAAGGAGGUUUCGCUGGCGUUCCAGAAACUGAAGCUCAUGGAGGCUACACGUUCUGUGCUGUCGCCAGUUUCUUUUUGCUAGGAAGAAAGAAACACGAUUUUGAUGAAGAGAGUCUUCUUCGAUGGCUUGCAGCUAGGCAAGUAAGCUUGGCUGGUGGCUUUUCAGGCAGAACAAAUAAGCUCGUUGAUGCCUGCUACAGUUUCUGGGUGGGUGGUGCAUUUGCCUUGAUGGAGGCUGAUGUUCAACAACCUGUUUUCAAUAAAGCAUCUCUUCUCACCUACAUCGCCAAUUGUUGCCAGGAUCUUCAACAUGGUGGCCUCAAAGAUAAGCCAGAUACCUCCCCUGACUUUUACCACACAAACUACGCACUUUGUGGCUUGAGCAUGGCAGAGUACUACUACAAAAACGACAAAGGCGAUGCCUUCUCUUUCCUGGUCGAUGAAAGAGUUCAAGGUUCCUCUUACACUAUACCUGUCAGUCCUGUGUUUGGGAUUCCUCUCAGGCAUGUCAAAAAAGCCAAAGACCAUUUCGCAUUAUAG
Molecule: messenger RNA, 1317 nt
Organism: Candidozyma haemuli
Lineage: Eukaryota; Fungi; Ascomycota; Pichiomycetes; Serinales; Metschnikowiaceae
Gene: RAM1
Product: protein farnesyltransferase
Exons: 1
Coding region: 1-1317 (438 amino acids)
Biological process (GO): protein farnesylation
Cellular component (GO): protein farnesyltransferase complex
Molecular function (GO): protein farnesyltransferase activity
Source: RefSeq, a predicted model, not a curated record